CCAUUCUGUCUAUCCAGGUUUCGGCCUAAAGUCUUGCAAAACAUGGAUUCCAGAGUCCCCGACAUUGUCGUCGCGGUGGACUUUGGGACAACUUACACAGGGGUCGGGUGGCGGCGCUGCAAAUGGCCCAAGGGAGGAGGACCAAUCCAGAUAAUCAAAAGUUGGCCAUUCGGCGAAGAUGAAAUCAAGGUUCCGAGCCAGAUCCUCUACCAUCCCGACGAUCAAACAAGGGUAUUAUCAUGGGGCUUCGGAUGCGCUCAAGAUCGACUGGCGGGCAACCUACCCUGGCAGUUCUUCAAGCUCUUUGUCGACCCCAAGGAGCUAAAGAUAUUUAAAGCAGCAGGAAUUACGCUUCGCUUGCCCGAGUCGCAGGCGGAAGCGCUCGGAAUUGUAACCGACUACCUCCACUGCCUGUACGAGCACAUCAAACAAGUCAUCAUGAACGGCAUCAACCGGGAAUACCACCAUGACGGUCGAGGUCCGGGGUGGAACGAACUCAGAAUCCACUUCCUCUUUAGCAUACCGACCACAUGGCAGAACCCAAAGGUUGCCCACGACUUCAAGCAGUGCUACUUCAACGCUGGUUUUGCUGGUCCCAACUGCUUCAACCACACGGCCGAGAUAUACAGGACCGAGUCCGAGGCGGCGGCAAUCGAUGUGCUGAAGAACAAGACCAUCGGCUUCGACGUGGGCGACCUGUUUCUCUGUGUCGACGCCGGCGGUGGCACUACCGACUUUUCCCUGACCGAAGUCACGUCCAACGAUGCCGAGUCUCCACAGAUGAGGGCCAUCUUCCCAGUCCGCGGUGUCGGUCAUGGCGCUAGCAGAGUAGACAUAGCCUUCUCCAACCUGGUGCGGUCGCGCAUAGACAACGCAAGGGGAACGCUACCCGAACUGCCCUGGCGAGCCCCGAGAUUUUCGACCGCACUUUCGGCUUCCAGGGCCUUCAAGAUAGUCAAGCAUGGCUUUGGGAGUCCGGCCAGGCAGCAGCCACAUAUUGUGCGGGUUGACGAAGUGGGCAGAAGCGUCGAUGUUCCCGAGCUUCAAAUCAGGAACGGAAACAUGCAAUUCUCAGACCAUGACAUGGCAGGUCUUUUUGAUCCUACUAUUGAUAGAAUCGCCACUGGAGUCACUCGUCAGCUUGAUCAGUUGACAAAGAAUCAUGACCGACGAAUCGUUAAAUAUGUCAUUCUUUCAGGCGGGCUUGGCAAGUCCGAGUACGUCCGAUCUCAGAUGCGCCACAUUCUCGCAGGCCGCCGGCAUGAAAAGCUUCAGUCUUCGAAUGCCGUCAUUCUCAACAGCGAAGACCCGCAGCUGGUGGUCGUCCGCGGUAUGCUGUUUGGCCAUCAGCAAACGAUGGCAGGCAUACCAGUGCUGAGGAACUUUGUAGCCCGAGCUUCGUACGGCAUCGUUGUUCAGGAAGAAUAUGACAAGCACAAGCACUUGACACUGCCAAAAAGCGAUAUCGAAAUCAUCGACAAGAAGAAAUGGGCCAAGAACCAAAUUAAGUGGCUUUUUACCAAGGGUGAUCAUCUCGAUGCCAACGGCGAAAACAAAAAGCACGGUUUCCAAAUCAAGCUGAGAAAAGGGAACGACUGCACCGUCACCUGGUCGGCCGAGGUGGUCAUGUGGGACGGCGACGGCAUCCCGCCUAAUCACAUGGCAGUGGGAUCGAGGGUGAGGAAGAUAUGCGACCUGGUUGGCGACACGACGAUUCUGGAGGAGGCUGGCAAGGUAAUAGAGACCCGGGUGCGUAGCCGUUGGUACAAGAUCAGGAAGGAUGCCGUGUCUCGUGUGUGCAGAUUUGACGUUGCCGUCAAAGUCGGCCCUGCCGAUCUCGGCUUUGAGCUGCAGGUGGAUGGGCAACGUAUUUCCAAGAACCAUGAGCCCAUCACUGCAGAGUGGACAACCGAGUAGAAUCUAGGUAGCCUUGGGAUUGAAUGGCCAACAUCGGGGUGUCGGUGCUGACAAAUUUGGUCGCCUAGCGUCCGGUUGAGGGAGUGUAGAAUGUGUAGAGGCUUCGUCAAAAGCUGGAUGGAAUUUGGUACCUGGGUUCCCUAAUCAAACUUUGGAUCAAAUAAACCCCG
Molecule: messenger RNA, 2087 nt
Organism: Pyricularia oryzae 70-15
Lineage: Eukaryota; Fungi; Ascomycota; Sordariomycetes; Magnaporthales; Pyriculariaceae
Exons: 5
Coding region: 43-1917 (624 amino acids)
Source: RefSeq, a predicted model, not a curated record